UUUCAUUAUCAAUUGGUAUUUUGGCAAGCAAAGUCAGUGUGAGUCAGUGUCAGACUAAGUUAAAAAAUAGAAAAAUUUUUUAACAAAGAAAAAUUAAAGUAAAAAACUGAAAUAUAAUUUAUUACAGUGUUUAACUUUUGGAUCCUGUUGACAUAAUCAUUAUCCAAUAAAAGGAUAUUGGAUUGCUUUUUUUAAAUAAUGGCACCGAAUGAUCCAUGGCCAUUGAUGGCAUCUCCAUCACAUAGCAAAGGUUCAUCAAAAGGACGUGGUAAUAAUGGAAAUAAAAAAAAUAAUAUUAAAGAACAUCAACAAAAUAUUCUUAAAAAUUUAAAAGAAAUGUUUCAAAGUGCUGUUGAAGAUGAUGUUAUUGUAUCUGUUGCAAGUAGUUGUAAUUGGGAACAUCAAGCAUGUAUUGAUGCACUUAUUAAUAUAUCAUCAACUGUUGAAAUUGUUGAAAAUAAAAAAACAAAAUCACCAACAACAAUCAUAACAGAUAAAAAAAUAACAAAAAAAAAUAAUGAUUGUCAUAAUAAUAAUAAUGAUAUUAAUGAUUUAUCUAAAAUGACAAAACAAGCAUUAAAAAAACAGCAGGAGGAGUUAAAAAAAUUUGAAAAAAUAAAAAAAAAUAUACCGACAAAAUCACGUAUGGGUUCAUUUCGUGGAAGUAUAUCUAAGUUAGAGUCAUCAUCAAGUAUGACUCAUCAUAGCCCAUUAAAAAAUGAUAUUACAGUUGGUAAUACAGAUAAUGAAAGAUCAUGGGAACAUAAUAAUCCAAGAACAUCACCAAGUACACAAAAUACAUGGAGACGUGAAAAUUAUCAAGGACAAUCAACAGAACAACAACAUGAAAAUGAUGAUAAUAAUAAUGAUACAACAAUAACAACAACAACAAAAAUAAAUAAUGAUUCUUUAUGUGGUUUAAAAGUACAUUAUAAAACACUGGGUAACAGUGACACAAGCUCUGAUGAUGAUGAUGCUGAUGUUGUUAUUGAAGAAGAAAUAAAUACAAUAAAUAUACCAUCAACAAUAAAAAUAAAUUCAUCACAAUUUUUAUCAUCAACAACAUCAACAACAACACAAUCAAAUAUUAAUCAAAAAUUAACACAAUUAAAAUUAACAAAAUCACCACCACAUACACCAAAAAUAAGUCUAUAUCAAUCAACAAUUGAAAAAAUUAAAAAAUUAAUAAAUAAUAAUAAUAAAGUAUUGAUAUUAGUACGUGGUUUACCAGGUAGUGGUAAAACAACAUUAUCAAAAAGUAUAAUUGAAUCAACAAUUGGUGGUGAUUCAUCAAAAUAUAUAUAUUCAGCUGAUGAUUAUUUUAUAACAACAAAUGGUACAUGGAAAUAUGAUUCAUCAAAAAUAGCUGAUGCACAUGCAACAACACAAAAAAAAGUACUUGAUGCAUUGAAACAUGAUAUAACACCAAUUAUUAUUGAUAAUACAAAUUUACAAGCAUGGGAAAUGCGUCCAUAUGCAACAAUGGCUGUACAACGUGGUUAUAUUAUUGAAAUAAUUGAUAUUGAUACACCAUGGUCACAAAAUGUUAAUGAAUUAAGUAGAAAAAAUAAUCAUAAUGUUCCCAAAGAAAAAAUACGUACUAUGAUGAAUCGUUAUGAGCAUGGUUUAACUGGCCAAAAAUUAUGUGAUUAUUUUGGUCUUAAAUAUCCAGAUGAUAAUUCACCAAAUUUAAAAUUAUCACCACCAGUUAUUAAUGAAAUUGACGUACUAUCUGCUGAGGAUAUAAUAGCACUUGAAAAUUUAUCUGGUACACUUGAACAAGAAGAAUUAAAUUAUAUACUUGAUAAUAAUAAUUCAAGUGUUAUUAAUGAAGAAAAUAAUACAUAUAUUGAUUAUUUAAAAGAACUACGUGAUCGUAAAGAAUCACAAUCAAGUGUUGAAGAUUCAGAAAAAAAAAGUAUUGAAUCAACACUUGAUGAUCAUCAUUUUUUAUUACUUGGUGCUAUUGGCUCUGAAAGAAAAACAAGCUUGGUACCACAAAUAGAUACUAGUCCAAAUAAUGAAACAAUUGACGAUAAAAUUAUAGAUGAUAAUAAUGAUAAUGAUGAUGAUGAGGUUAGUCAUAGUGAUGACAAAGAUAAUAUAUUAUUAUCAAAAUGUUGGGAUUUUACAUUAAUGAAAGACGGUGAAGAAAUUCAUAGCUGUGGAAAUAAAAUACAAUCACCAGUGAGUCCAUCAGAAAUGAAAAAACAAGAUUGUGAAUUUAUUAAAAAAAAUAAUGAUAUGGUUGAUGAAGAAUCUACAUUAAAAGUAGUUGAUAAUAAAAAUCAACCAAUGCAACAUGCUAUUAAUGAAUUUUUAAAAGAACUUGCUGAAGGUUACAAUAAAACUCAGGGUCUAGAUAAAGUUCCAAUUGUACCAAAUACAUCGAGUGUUGUUAUUACUGAAAUUAUUGAUAAUAUUGAAAAUAAAAUAUCAGAUGAAAAAAUUGAAGAUACAUUAGAUGCUGUUGAUAAUUUAAAUGAUCAACAAAAUCCAAUUGAUAAUAUUGAAUUGAAUGAAGAAAACAUUGAGAUAAUUGAUAAAUCUGAUGAUGAAACUGGUGUUGCAUCAAUAAAAGUAGAAAAAGAUGAUGAUUAUGAUGAAAAUAUAUCUGAAUUGGCAUGUAAAGAUAAAUAUUCAGAAUUAAUUCUUGAUGCUACUGAUAGUAAAUUAUUGGAUAGUGAUAUAUUUCUUGAAAUAGAAGAAUCAUCUGGUGAUGUAUUAACACUUGAUUCAUAUUUAAAAUUAAUAAAAAAAUCAAUACCACAACAAAGUAAUACUAAAAAAAUUGAAGAACUUAUUGAACAACAAAUUAAUAAUUUAAUUGAAGCUAAAAAAAUUGAUUUUAAUUCUGCAAUUACUGAUGAUGUUAAAAAACAAAUAAUAGAAAUAUUUAAUGAGGCAAUAUUUACUUAUAAUUCAGAGUUAAUAAAUAUACCAGUUGCAGAAAUACGAGCUGCAAUGGAUAGUACUGAUGAUGAUGUUAAAAAAAUUAAAGCUGAAAAUGAUGAUUCAAACUUGGCAUCGUUGGAGUGUGUUGUAUUGAAAGAGGAUCAUUUUGAAUCAGAUGAUAUAAAAUCAAUUAGUGAUAAUAAUUCUCAAAUAAUUGAUGAAAAAAAUGACAAUAUUAUUGAUAAUAAUAAAUUUAAAACACCUAAAAAACAUGUAUUUAUUUGUGAAGAUGGUAAAGAGCCAGAUGACAGUGAUAAUAUUAACAGAAUAACAUGGACAGAAUCACCAUUUCCAAUUGAUGAUAUUGAUACUUUGAAGCCAAUUCAUGACGAAGUAAUUGACAAGGUUGUUGUUAUGAAAAAUGAUGUUGAAACAAAUACAACGUAUUAUGAUUUUAACGUAGCAUAUGUUGGUGGUACAUCUGAAUCAGGCUAUCAUGUAUUAAAUGCUUUUAGUCGUCAAAUAAAUGAUGUACCAUCUCCACAACAACAACCGAAACGUUCACCUUCAAAAUUAAUGUUUGAUAAAAGCUCAAUGACUGGUGAAAUAAAUUCUGAAAAUGAUGAUGAUAAUGAUGAUGAAAAAAUAAAUAGACUACCUGAAUUGAUUGAAUUAUUUCCUCAUAUACCAAAUGUUUAUUUACAUGAGAUAUAUGAAAAAGUUGAUAAAAAUUUUGAUUGGGCUGUUGAAUUAUUACUUGAAGGUGUGCCAGAAUAUAUACCAUUUGAAAAAACAUCAUCGUCAACUAAAAAUUCAUCAACAUCAGAUUCACCAGCAACUACUAUGCCAGAAGAACAUGAUAAUAAUGUUGAUGUUAAUAAUGACGAUGAACAUACUGAAGAAACAUCAAGUUUAACAUCACGUUCAGCAUCACUAGAUGUACUUAUUGAUACAAAAAGUAGUCCAACAUCAGAUACAGAUACAUCAUCACCAGAAAUAUUACCAAAAGAUGUAACAACACCAACAAAUGACCUUGAAGAAACAAUGGAACUUAAUCUUGGUUUUGAUUUUAUUCAUGCACUUGAAAAAAAAUUUGGUGAUGCUGAUUUUCAUCAAACAGAUGGAUUUUUACCAGUUGUACAAAUAACAAAAUCAAUGGGUGAAACAUUAUAUGCAUUAUGGAUUGAAAGUAUGUGUCAACAAUUAAAUUCACGUCAAAAUUUAUUAGAUGAAAUGAUAACAAAAGAUGCUGUAUAUGCUGAAAAUUUAGAGCGUCAAGAAAAUAUUGAAAUAAUAAAUGAAAAAAAUACACCAAAUAUUGAUGAAAUAAUAGACAUGGAAAUAGCAUUAGCAAGUGUUGAAAAUGAAAGAAAAUCAAUUAGUAAAAGAGAAUCAAAUGAUGAAAUGAUAUUACGUUUAUCAAAACAAAUAUUACAAGAUUCACAUCCUGAUAUUGAUUCAUCUACAUUUAGUGCAAUACUUGAUGUACAUAAUGGCGAUUAUCAUGAAGCAUUUAAAUCAAUUGAAUUAAAUACUGGUAAAAAAAUAUUACCAUGUUAUAUUAAUAAACAAAAAAAUUUAAUGGAUAGAGUUAAAAAAGAAACUAAAAUACCAAAUAUUGUUUAUCCAAAAUGUACUAAAGAACCAAUGAGUUAUAAGGCAGUGUUAACUACUGCUGCAAGAACAUCAAGAAAACUUGCUGAACGUAAAUUAUCAUUGAGAUUACAAAAUAUUAAUAAAGCACAAGAAAUGUAUCACAAAGGUUUGCCAGAAGUUGCUGAAUAUUAUUCAAAUUUAGCAACAUUACAAAUGCGAAAUAAUGAUACUGAUAUUAUAAAUGAUAAAGGUACUGAUGAUUUAUUAGAUUUACAUUAUUUAAGUGUUGUUGAUGCACUUAAUGCUGUUGAUGAAUUUGUCGAUUUUCAUAUUGAUAAAUUAAAUAAAAGUGAGAAUCGAUUGACAACACUUUCAUUAGUCACUGGUUGGGGUGCUAGAAGUAAUGGUGGUGGUAAACUUAAACCAGCUGUAAUUAAACAUCUCACCAAAAGAUCCAUUAAAUUCGUUGAGGAUAAUCCAGGAUGUCUAAACAUUACUCUUCGACGUAAAAAACAGUAUCAAAUUAAAUGAUAAAAACAACAAUAGAAUAAAUAAAUUAUUUUUAAGUUAGCUUGUAUGAUUAAAAUAAAAAAAAUAUAUAUUACCUUUUCUUUUUUGUUUAAAUUCAUAUAUUGCUUAUGCACUGUUAACAGUAAAUUAUUUUUUUCAAUUUUUCCAACUUUUUUUUAAUAAAUAUAAAAUGUUAAUAAUUAUUAUUA
Aphidius gifuensis is the source of this 5210-nucleotide messenger RNA. RefSeq lists its product as uncharacterized. The transcript has 3 exons. The coding region runs from base 199 to 5022 and encodes 1607 amino acids. The record is from RefSeq and is a predicted model, not a curated record. NCBI's taxonomy places the organism in Eukaryota, Metazoa, Arthropoda, Insecta, Hymenoptera, Braconidae.